AAGCGACUUGAAAUAAAGACUUCCGGUGCAAGAGGUACGACACGUCAGCACAGUGUUACCCCAGUUAACGCUGCCUUCAAGCCGUGUCGGAAAAACGUAAAUUUCGUCACACACCUCCAAAGCGACAAAUAAAAUACAUUAAAGGUUCGUCGAUGGAAACAAAGAAUAUGUAUUAUAAACAAUAAUAACAGUGAAAUAACGCAGAUAUAUUCACAAAUUUUAGCUUUAGAGCGGCAAGACUGAGAUGGUUUGGACAUUUGCAGAGGAAGGAUAGUGGAUAUACUGGAGAUAUUGAAUAUGAAGCUGACAGGCAGGAGGAACAGAGGAAAACCAAAGAGAAGUCCAAGGUCUCCCCCCUCUCUGGAAAAAAGUUCUUAUAGUUUUGACUUCAGUUUCAUCAUCAAGGCUGGGAGCAAAGAGAGAUGUGCGGAACGAACACUGAUCUGGAAAAUAAAGGUGGUGGAAGUGUCAACCAGUUAGGAGGAAUGUUUCUCAACGGAAGACCGCUCCCACAACCCAAGAGACGAAAAAUGAUUCAGCUGGCCUUGGAGGGAGUCCGUCCAAGCCAGAUCUCCAGGAUACUCAGGGUGUCCAACGGGUGCGUCAGUAAGAUCCUGAGCCGCUACCGGCGCACAGGACUCCUGGAACCCAAGACCAUUGGUGGGAGCCGCCCCCGACUUCUCACCCCCGGUGUCAUCUCCACGAUCAUCCAGUGCAAAAGGGAAAAUCCGACAAUUUUUGCUUGGGAAAUCCGAAAACGUCUAGCAGCGGCGCGGAUAUGCAAGGCCUCCAACGUCCCCAGCGUGUCGUCCAUAAAUAGGAUUUUAAGAAAGAUCCACUUGGACCGCGGACCAUCGUGGACGGACCUCAACGCUGAUGUCAGGGUUGAGCAGGAUUUGUAUUCUCUGGCUCAAGAAGAAGCAAAGAAGUUUGAGAAGUUUGAGACAGGGUGCAGUAAAAAACAGAAAUCCAAAGGUGUGCAGCACAGAAUCCGCACCACCUUUACGCCAGAGCAGAGCAGAGCACUUGAGCAAGAAUUCUCUCGCAGCCAGUAUGCUGACAUGUACACAAGAGAGAAGCUAUCUGCUGAAAUUAAACUUCCCGAGGACACCAUCAAGGUCUGGUUUUCUAACAGACGUGCUAAAUGGAGAAGAGAAGCCAAGCAGAGAGGUAGUACGCAGACAGGUGAAGACUUUGAAAAGCAAAGUGACUUUGUUCCUGUGAAUCCAACAAUGACAUACAGCUUCACAUCUCAACAGGCUACUGGAAUGGCAAAAGUCAAUGCGGACAGCUCCUCGUACAGCACUGUUGCAAGGAAGCUGCAAAAUUGCUGCUUCUUCCCAACAGAAACAGCCGUGAGGAAUUCUGAAUGUCCGACAUCCUCAUUUCCCCAUCUGCCGAGUGACAUGCAAAACAUAGACAAAACUCCUCUGGAUCUCCACAGAGAUGGAUACAGUUUUCCACUGGUUCCCCACCACACAGACAUGAGGAGAACCUGCCCUUUGGCAACAAAGACAGGGGGGGCAGACUGCCCUGUGAUUCAACAGUGGAACCAGCAGGGAAUGCCGUUUACCUGGAGUCAGUUUCAAACAAAUGAGCAGUUUCUGUUGGUCCCGGAUGUGAAUCAGCAUCUCUACAUGGACUGAUAAUGAGACCAGUGGAUCAGCGGGAAGAGCUUUUGACUGCUGCUUAAUUGCUCGACUGAAGGGACACUUUUCAACCAGUAGAGGGAGACAAAGUAUGGACCCAACAAUUUUGUCCUUUCCACCCUUUGCCUCUUAAUUGCACUGCAGCUCGACUCAUCACUUUUCCUUAGGUCUGUGCUGUUAGCACGCAAUGUAAUUUUUGAUUGGUAAGAUAAUUAAAUUAAUUCACUAAACCCAUUUGCAAUGAAGCAAACUUAAUGUGACUUUAUAGCACCAGAAGGGAUGAGAAAAUAGAUAAGAUGAGGAUGAUAAUAAACUUUUUCUUGGAAGAAAGCUUUAUUGUUCUUGUUGCUGGGCAACAAGGACAAUAAAGUUAGGUUCAAGUUAAAGAAGGUAGAGUUUAGUACUGACAGAGAUUAUUAAGAGAUACAUUUUAAUCUCUGAGUAUAAUCUUUAAUGAAUACUUUGCUGUGCUCCUCAGUUAUAUAUCAGUUUUAAAGACUUGUUGACUCCUACAUAAAUGAUUGCUCCAUGGAUCAUUUAAGGUUACCACACGAUGAUAUGGACAUUAUCUCCUUUAUAUUGUUAGGCUUGACAUUUGUGUCAGUGUAGGAGCGUAAGGAACACUUCCAAGAUUUCAGUCCAGGAAAAGCCGGUGGGAGAAUCCCUAAAAAACCCCUAAAGUUUAAAUGCGACCUGAUAUCUGCUCCGCUCGGUAUCACUUUUUACGACUGCAACAGGGCAGAGGCAUUGAGUUCCUUUAUAUCCCUUUACUACAGUGAGGAGACAGUAAGUCUCUGAGUUUCCUGAUAAUUGGUCAGCAGGGGAAAGAUUGGGUUCAGAAUACAAAAAGCUUGGUCAGCAGCAUGGAAGUGGCCUACUGGCGAAAUGACCCCCACUGGAAUAUAACAUCACGAAGCCAGAUAGUCAAAUGAUAUCUCCACGUUUGUGUUGUGACUGUUUCUGAAACAUCCACCAAGCUUGCAUAAAUUGAGGCAAGUUUUAGGAUGACUGCAUAUGAAUUUUUAACAGCAGGUACUGAACACAUGUAUUUAAUUUACAUGCAGUUUUCAAGUGUUUUUAUGCUAAUUUAUGACACAUUUCAGAGAUCAGUAUUUGACCUUUUAUAAGAGUUUUCUUUUUCAGCUCCAGUGAUUUCUUUACAGUUUGUGCUUCUAUAGUAAAAUACCCUAUGAUUUUCUUACAAGAUACAUUUUUAUAUGGAUUGCACCCAUUGUGCCCUUGUGCUUCCCAAUAUUUUUGGUUGCUUGCAUUUCCUCUUCUAAACUCUUCAGCUGUUUUAACCUUUUCUGGAUGGAGAAAUGUAUCCAUGAAUUCAGGAUCUCAUAGAUUACUUAUCUACUGAUAUUUAAUGAAAAAUAAAACUAAAUCCAUUCUGACCUCCUACAGUAUUACAAAGUGAAUAGUAUGUAAAGUCUACAGCAGCGGGCAUGCCCAAUUCUUGUUACAAGGCUUUCAUGUGGUAGUUUUAUCUGUUGUACUGCUUUCUUUUUCUUAAGCAAUAAACCUGAAUACUUAGUGCACUACUUUAAAAGCCUUCAUAUACUAAUUUGACAGAAAUAUUAAUCUUACAUCUGGAGGAUUCUCUGUAUCUUAUCUCAUAUUGAGCAACUAAAACUUUAGGAAUUGGUGAAAAGCACAUCCAAGUUCAACUGAACCUCACUCUAGUCUGGGAUGUCCAAAUUUGUUAUCCAAAUGUUCCUGACAUGUUAUUAUUUAUCUCCUUCCCUUGUUGUAUGUAUGACCCCCGUUGCUUUAGCCACUUAAGAGUAUUUAUUAUACACUAGAAUUUGCUUCUCUGACUGAUAUAAGGACCAAACUGCCAAAAGAUGGAGUAAACAGACUCAGAGAUGGUGUUUCUGGCAUGUUCCUCGCAACAUAUUCCGCAAAGGAAUAUGUCAAGCGCUAAGACGGAUACAGCUUAGUGUAAUGUUAAGGUGUUUAUUAAAAUAGGAAAAUUACAAAAGGUUACAAAUUUUGGGAAAGAUCACCAAUAUGAAACAAAUCACUAACACAAAAUAGCAGCUGUUAUAUUUUACAGUAUACAAACAUUUGAACAGAAUGAUCAAGGAAUAAAAAUACUCAAGUAUGAUAUUUACAAAAAUUACAAUUUGUAUGAGGCUUUUUAUAUUAGGGAAAAUUAAAUAACAGCAACGGCACCUUAAGAGCAUUCGUUGUGGUUCAUGAUCUGCCACAUGAGUAUUGGUUUUAGCUGUUUAAUCAGCCUUUCAGGAAGUUACCUUUCCAUAAAUUAGCCACUUUACAGACCUUCACUUUGAUUGGAAACCUGUGUGAGACUAUUAAAGGCUUGCAUUCAUACAAUGAUACUGAAUACCGUUUGUUUCUUUACAAGAAUUCCUGUGAAUCCUGGCCAAAUGACUUACUCACUGGUUAGA
This is a messenger RNA of Haplochromis burtoni (Burton's mouthbrooder), 4063 nucleotides long. It is a transcript of the gene pax4, whose product is annotated as paired box 4. The transcript has 11 exons. Gene Ontology annotation, biological process: regulation of transcription by RNA polymerase II; anatomical structure development. Gene Ontology annotation, molecular function: RNA polymerase II cis-regulatory region sequence-specific DNA binding; DNA-binding transcription factor activity, RNA polymerase II-specific. Lineage: Eukaryota; Metazoa; Chordata; Actinopteri; Cichliformes; Cichlidae. The record is from RefSeq and is a predicted model, not a curated record. Bases 423 to 1646 code for a protein of 407 amino acids.